AAUUUACCAUUCGCCUCGGAAUGUGAAUUCCGAGGAAAUAACUCUCAAUUAAUCGGUGGACAGGGAGGACUUCCUGGGGGAUACUUUAUAGAAGGUAUGAAUCCACCAGCACCUCACUAUCAACAACAAGACUAUGAUCCGCCGCCACCACCACCUCAAACUGUAGAGAAAAUAUCCAGUCUAGAUAACAGUGGAGAUGUUGAAGUAAUCACUUUGGAUCAUGAUGAUUCACGCUCACCUUCACCUAAUGAUGAUAGAUAUAGAAGGAGGAGAAGAAGUAGAUCAAGAGAUAGAAGAGGAAGAGAAAGAGAAAAUAGAAAAAGAUCCAGGUCCAGAUCUGGGAGCCGUAGACACAGGUCAAGAUCAAGGGACAGGGGUGAUAGGAAUAAAAAAGAAAAGGAGAAGGAUAAAGACAAAAAGGAAGAGAAAGAAACUGAAAAAGAUAGAGAAAGAAAGAAAAGGGGUUUACCUGCUAUCAAGAAAGAUCAUCUCAGUGUUUGCAGCACAACUUUAUGGGUGGGGCACCUUUCAAAAUUGGUGCAUCAAGAUGAUUUAUCUAAUACCUUUGGUGAAUUUGGAGAUGUAGUCAGCAUAGACUUGAUACCACCAAGAGGAUGUGCUUUCAUUGUGAUGCUUCGUAGACAAGAUGCUGCUCGCUGUUUAGGCAAAUUGAAAGGUCACAUUUUACAUGGAAAAGCUAUAACGUUGGCAUGGGCCCCAGGAAAAGGUGUAAAAGGCAAAGAUUUGAAAGACUAUUGGGAGGGUGAUCUUGGGGUAUCUUAUAUACCCUUUGUUAAAAUCAAAGAAGAUAUAGAUAUUGACAUGUUGGAAGAUGGCGGAAUGAUAGAUGAGGAUACAAUGCCUAUCUGGAUGAAAGAAAAAAUUGAAAGAAUGGGGAAAAAGAAUAUUCCCAUUGAUUUACAGAGUUAUUUAAUUCCUGAUAUUCCUAAACCCCCCUCUCAAAUUGACACUAGCCAGCCACCUCCAAUGCCUGGUGCUGGAUUGCUACAACCUCCUCCAAUGCUACCAAUGGUAUCUCCAUUCCAGUUCAACAGUAGAUUGCUUAGUAUGAACGUUCCACCAACUAUGAUGCCCAACAUGCCAAAUGCACCUAAUAUACCAUUCGGAGUACCUCCACCUAAUAUUGCAGGACAUAUGAUGCCUAAUCAGUUGAUAGGAAUAGGAUCUCCUUUCCAGGGACCACCAGGUAUGAUGCCCCCUCAACUUCCUCCAGUUGAUAAUAAGGCUCCAAAUGUAAACACCGAAGCAAACUUGCAGAGUUUGAGUAAAUCUUUGAUGAAUAUUACACAAUCCUUUGGAUUAGUCCCUCAACCGCCAGGCCCUCAUGAGGACACUAUGGAUAUAGAAAUGGAAGAUGCAGAAAAAUCUUUGGACAAACCGUCUUCAUUUAAUGAACAAUCUACAGGUGGACCUUACAACAGAUCCAAUAGAAGUGAUGAUAAAAGAGACCGAAGGGAUGAUAAAGACAAGAGAAACAGGAGUAGAGACAGAGAUAGGGAAAGAGACAGGGACAGAGAAAGAGAACGUGGUAGGUUCAGUAGCCGAGAAAGGGACCGAAAAGAUAGAGACAGAGAUAUCAGUCGAGGAAGGGAUCGAGAUAGAAGAGAUGACCGUAGAGAACGUAACAACCGAUGGGGUGACCGUGAUAGAGAAAAUCGAGACAGAGAUCGUAGAGAUAAUAAAGAAGUGGAAAGUAAGGGCGAGGAUAGGCGUGACCGUGAGAAAACUCUUAAUGACAGGCUCAGAGAAAUGGCUGGAAUGAGUGGGAUUGAUGAUUCUAAUAGAGACAGAAACAGGGAGCGAUCAUUCAGAGAUAAGCGUUCUGAUAGUGGCUCAAGGUUCCAACCACCCAUUAGAGGUGGUAAUGACAGGCUUGGUGAGGACGUCAAUAAAGGCCCAACCAAUCAAGAUCAAAUGAUGAAUGAUUGUUCAAGAGCAUCUCGUCCUAAAUCAGAAGAACAAUUUAGUUCAAAACAAGGUCCUUCUGACUCGAUCAAAAAUAAUAUACCUUCAGCCAUUGAUCCCAUUAACAAAGGUGAUUUUGCUUUGUUUGAGAAAACUAAAACAGCUUCAGAAAAAGAUGAUAAUGGUAAUACCAAUGAAGAGAAAGAGACGAAGAAAGAUUCUAAUGAUUCAGUUGAAGGCAUGUCUGUUCCAUUGUCUGAAGGUCCCUCACAGAAUGUGGAUGGAACAUCAGAAAUCAGAACAGGUGGACAAUCAGAAAUGGAAAUGCCUUCUGAUAUGAUGAUGGAUGAUCCCCCAGAUAUGACCGGUUCAGCAUCUCUUCAUUUUGAACCGCCUGGUACAAUAAAUGGUCCUCCACCUAUGAUCUUUAAUGGUCCUCCUAAUAUGAUGUUUGGUGGGCCCCCAAACAUGAUGUUUGAGGGACCUCCAAAUGUAAUGUUUGAUGGAAUGCCAAACAGAAUGAUGAAUGGCCCACCAGAUAUGAUGGAUGGACCACCAAACAUGAGAAUGCGUGGAAGAGGGCGAGGCAGACGUGGACUUCCAAAUAUGAGAGAUGGACCUCCACAUAUGAUGGAUGGACCUCCUAAUAUGCACAGAGAUGCAAUGAUGGAUGGUCCUCCAAUGUUGAUGGACCGACCACACAAUUUGUUAGAUGAGGCACCCCCACAUAUGUCACACUUCAGAGAUGAUAGAAUGAAUGUAAGGGGUGGUAGAAGAGACUUUGGUCCAAGAGGAAUGCAUGGUCCACCUGAUGCAGACUUUUUCCCAAGAGAUGAUUUUGGUCCAAGGGGACCACCAUUCAUGAGAGGCGGCCCCAGAGGUCACAGAGGAAGGGGACAGUUCUUUGGACCAAGAGGCAGGGGUAGAGGUCAAUUUAGGGAUGGGCCCUUCAAUCCACAUUUUGAUGGACCACCAGUUGAGGGUCCUCCAUUUGAUGGCCCGCCUUUUGAAGGUCCAUCAUUUGAUGGCCCGCCUUUUGAAGGUCCAUCAUUUGAUGGACCACCAUUCAGGGGACCAGGUCCAAGAAUACGUCCUCACUUUGAUGAUGGCAGACCUAAUAAAAGAUUCAGAGGACCUGGAUUUGAAGAAAGAUCUUGGGUACGUCCAGAUUUAAAUGAUACAGAUGAGGGAGGUUUUUCCCUCUCAAGUAGAUCAGGCGGCAGAAGAAGUAGAUGGGGAGGAGAAUCACCACACCAAAAUGAUGAAUAUUUAGGUGAUAACGCUGUAACACAGCAAGGUGGAGAUGAAUAUGGAGAAAAAGACAUCGAGACAGCACCUGGCAAUGGAGAAGUAACAGUUAACAUCCAUGAAGAAAUGGUUCACAGUUCAGGAGACAUAACUAACGAUCAGGAAGGAGUAGCUGACAACCAAGAAAUCUCAAAUAACAGAGAUGAUACAUCUACUCCUGUUGCUGAUGAAUGUCCUCCUCCGGAAGAAGCCAAUACUACAUCUGUAGAAGAUGCUGGUCCCCCUGGUGAUGAAUAAAUUGUAUUCAAUUAAUAAAUAAUUUUAUUGCAUCAUAGAGAACAUUGUGGAAUUUUCUUUAGGUAAGAUCAUGUUGAUUAUAUUCGAUUUUUUUAAUUUGUAAAAUGCAAUAAGUGUAUAAAUUUAUCAAUUUUUGUGUAGGUACGUUAAAAUUGUACAUAUAUACAUAUAUAUUUUAGAACUUGAAGAGAACUCUUGUGAGAUAAUGAUAUAUAUGAUAUUCAUAAGGAACACUUAGCUGUGAUUUUGGUGCGGUGAACACAGGUGAACACUCAGAAUGUUUAACUGUCAUUGUUUUAUUAUAAAUAAAUGUUUUUAUUUAUUA
Messenger RNA from Leptinotarsa decemlineata (Colorado potato beetle), 3796 nucleotides. RefSeq names its product Insulator su(Hw) mRNA adaptor (gene Isha). The record is from RefSeq and is a predicted model, not a curated record. Lineage: Eukaryota; Metazoa; Arthropoda; Insecta; Coleoptera; Chrysomelidae. Gene Ontology annotation, molecular function: RNA binding. Gene Ontology annotation, cellular component: nucleus.